Molecule: messenger RNA, 1705 nt
Organism: Motacilla alba alba
Lineage: Eukaryota; Metazoa; Chordata; Aves; Passeriformes; Motacillidae
Product: 1-phosphatidylinositol phosphodiesterase-like
Exons: 3
Coding region: 530-1705 (391 amino acids)
Biological process (GO): lipid metabolic process
Molecular function (GO): phosphoric diester hydrolase activity
Source: RefSeq, a predicted model, not a curated record
GUCUGUGACCCGUGCGGCGGCUCCUCUCCAAACCCCGCUGGGUUCAGCACGUGUUGCCGACCGGGCUGCUCGGCAGCUGUGUCCCCUGGGCAGGAGGUGGGUCGCUCCCCGCCGGGCAGCCUUGUGGUGACCCCACUGUGAAGCAGUCCCUGGUGCCUGAAGAGCAAGGAGAUGGAGCCCGCUUCCUCAGGAACUCCCGCUGAGCAGGUCUUGGGAUGCGCUGGCAAGCGCAGACCCCCGCUCCGGACACUUUCUGUACUUUGUCCCUCUGAUAGGGACGCCGCCAGUCCCCACCGGGGCUGUCCAGGUCCCACCGGCACAUAGCUCUGGAGCAGGCAUGCAGGCACCCCGCGGCUCCGCACAGCCGCUCCCGUGGGCAGCAUCCAGGGGCCCCGCGGCACCACGAUCCCGUUCGUCCUGAUUCCUGGGGAGGGAGGUGCAGAGGCCUGAGUGGCUGCUGUCAGGAUCAGCCGGGUGGUUUUCCAGCCUGGUGUGUCUGUCAAGUGCGCUCCUUGGCCGAGGGCUGAGGAUGAAUCCCAGGCGCACGUGCCGUUUGCGAGGCAGGACGCGCGUCAUGACAGUCACCGGGUUAAUGGCUGGCAUCCCGCUCCACCUGCCAGUGUGCCGCCGGCACCCACGGCCGUGCCCUGCUCGCUGGGCUCUGCUCCACAGCCACCGGCAAACCCAGGGCUCUGGGGGGCCAGCCAGGUGCCGGGGUGCCCGCUCUCCCGGUGGCAUGGAGACAUGGUCCCGGCGCAGCGCUGCCUUCGACUGCGUGCCCCAGCCGGCAGCCUGCUGCCCUGACUGGAUGGCGGAGCUCCCCGACGCCCUGCCCCUCUCCCGCCUCUCCAUCCCUGGCACCCACGAUUCCCUCAGCCUGUUCGGUGGCCGGCGCCUGCGGUGCCAGAGCUGGGGCCUGGAGGCCCAGCUGGCGGCCGGCGUCCGCUUCCUGGAUGUGCGCUGCAAGCUGUCGCGGGGCGAGCUCCGCAUCUACCACCUGUGCACCUUCCAGCGGGCCAGCCUGCGCGGCGUCCUGCGCCGCACCCUGCGCUUCCUCCGCGCCCACCCCGGCGAGGCCGUGCUUAUGCGCAUCAAGGAGGAGCUGCCCAUCUGCUCCCGGCCCGGCUUCGCCGCCCAGCUGCACCGCUGCCUGCUGGAAGAGGGACAGGGCUGCGUGUGGUGCCGGGAGGAGGUGCCAACGCUGGGCCAGGUGCGCGGCAAGAUAGUGGUGCUGGAGGCGCUGGCGCGGGAGGUGCUGGGCAUCCCCUACGAGCAGCUGAGCAUCAGCGACGCCUGGAACGUGCUCUCGCUGGAGCGCAAGUGGGCCCGGGUGCGGCUGCACCUGGAGAAGGCGGCCGGCGGAGACCCCAGCACCAUGUACCUCACCUUCUGCUCCGGCAAUGGGCUCUUCACCUGCCCAGAGGAGGUGGCCCGCUUUGUGAAUCCCCGCUGCUGCCAGCACCUGCGGCGCCGGGGCGGGCAGCCCGUGCGCUGGGGGGUGGUCAUCAUGGACUUCCCCGGAGCAGGCCUUCUCCGGCUCAUCGUGGAGAGCAACGGCCCGCGGGCCAGUGGACACGGCACGGCGGCCGCCGGCACCGCCACGGGACCCUCCCGGCGCCGCCGCGGCACACAGGACAGACGCGGCACACAGGACAGAGGCGGCACACUGGACAGAGGCGGCACACAGAACAGUCCUUCUCCUUAA